ACAAUGUAGCGCUGGGAGCUUCCGCUGCGGAGACUCCGCUGGCAGGUGGCGGCUGUGGGGCGCCUGGGGUGGGGGCUUUGCUGGGGGUCCGGCCGCGCCCCGCUCUGCUCUGCUCCCGCGGCCCUGGGAAGGCCGUGUGAAGCCCUCCCUGGGCAGCAUGGUGCUGGGGGGUUUCAAGGGCCCCUGGCUGGCCUUCUAUGUGGGCAUCGUGAUCGGCUUCCUCAGCACUUUCUACCUGCUCAACGGCCUGCUCUGGCCGCAGCCCCCGGGCCCCGAGAGCCAGACACCCCACCCUGAUGUCGACUCCUUCUGGGUCGUCCAGCACCUGGCGCUCCUCAGCACUGGCCACCCGCACCUCUCAGGGGAGGUCAGCGUCACCGCGGCCGAGCUGUACAGCAAGGUGCGGAUCCUGUGCUGGGUCAUGACGGCCCCCAGCAACCUGGAGACCAAGGCCCGGCACGUCCAGGCCACGUGGGCGCGGCACUGCAACGUGGUGCUCUUCAUGAGCUCGGUGCAGGACGACGGCUUCCCCGCCGUGGGGCUGGACACCAAGGAAGGCCGGGACCAGCUGUACUGGAAAACCAUCCGGGCCUUCCAGUAUGUCCACCAGCACCACCUGGAGCAGGCCGACUGGUUCCUCAAGGCGGACGACGACACCUUCGUGGUGCUGGACAACCUGCGCUGGCUGCUGGCCAACCACACGCCCGAGGCGCCCGUCUACUUCGGGAAGCGCUUCAAGCCCUUCGCCAAGCAGGGCUACAUGAGCGGCGGGGCCGGCUACGUCCUCAGCAAGGAGGCCCUGAGGCGCUUCGUGGAGGGCUUCAGGACCCAGGUGUGCAGCCACACCACCUCGGUGGAGGACCUGGCGCUGGGCCAGUGCAUGGAGAAGAUGGGGGUGCGGGCGGGGGACUCCCGGGACGCCGCUGGGCGGGAGACUUUCCACCCCUUUGGGCCCGAAUCCCACCUCACCGGGAAGUUCUCCAAGAGCUUCUGGUACUGGAACUACUGCUACUAUCCCAUUGUGGAGGGCCCCCAGUGCUGCUCCGACCUGGCCGUCUCCUUCCACUACGUGAGCCCCGAGCUGAUGUACACCCUGGAGUUCCUGACCUACCACCUGCGGGCCUACGGCUACCGUUACCGCUACCAGCCGCCCCUGCCGGAGAACGCUGCCCGCCUGCUGCGGCGCCGGGGGCGGCCGAAGGUGGCCAAGGCUACGCUGCUGGUGCAGGGCACCAAGGGACUAUAGGGGGGCUGGGAGGCGGCAGUCGGUCCGGGGUCGAGCGUCCAGAGGCUUUGUGCCUGAGGUGAGGCGGGCACCCUGGGCGAGCCGUGGCCGGGAGCCACGUGGCAGCCCCUGGACUGGAUGAGGGCGCGGGGUGUCUCGGUCUAGCUCCCGUCCCAGUUGGCACUGACUGACCCCCUUGCUGGUAGAGGGGCGGAGGGAUCCCACAUAGAGGGUCCCCUCCAGGGCAGGGGAAGGCUCAGUCCAUGGGCCCUGGGGGCUUUAUAAUGGGGAGGUGGUAGGCACUGUCCCAAGGAGUGAGGGGGCGGGGAGUAGCCAACUCUCCCCCCUUACCCCGCAGAGGGGCCUGGAGGGUGUGAGGUCUGAGGAGGGCACAUUUCCCCCUUGUGGGGGGGAGGAGGAGGAGCUGGGAUGCCAUGAUGGGGGCACAUGGGGUGGCAUGUGAUGGGGGUGGCAAGGAGUCCUGGGGGCAGGGUCUGGCUGGGCUGGAGAGGGCGCCGGGGAGAGAGGCCCUUGGCAGUGGGGACGCUGAGGCGGGCAGGCAUGCGAGAGGCAGAAGCGCUGCCCUUGGCUGGAGGUCCCCGACGCAGAGGUGCCCGGGCCCGACCAAUCGCAAAUUGUGGGCAGAGAGAGACCCCGUGGCAAGCCACGGGCAAUACCACUACAUGGUGAGGAGGCCACGGGUGAUACCGCCGCCUCCAGAUUUGGCUGGAGCCCUGCCACGGAUCAGUCUACUGCAUGGUGAGGGGGGCCACGGGCAAUACCACUGCGGCGUGAGCUGGAGCCCUGCCAGAGAUCAUACCAGUACGGGUGAGCAGGCCACGGAUCAUACCACUGCGUGGUAAGGGGAGCUAUGGGUGAUACCACUGCCGACUAAGUUGGAGUGCUGGCCACGGAUCAGACCAUGGCAGGUUGAGGGGGCCACAGGCUGAGCUGGAGCCCUGCCACGGAUCAUACCACUGCACGGCAAGCAGGAGCUCGGCAGCAGAUGGCACCACUUCACAGCCUCACUUGUGGCUUCUCUUUGUUUUUUGAAAUGCCCGUGGCAGCCCCCCACCGCCACGUGGUGGACGGGAGCAGGGGGGUCUCCUCACUGUCCUGAGGGGCUGAGUGGGCUGUGGGGUGAAUAAACACUGCUUUGUUUUUUUUAAAGAGAAGAGCCGUGACCUGGUUUUAGCUUCCCCUCCCUGGCUCCCGCCGCUGUGUCUGGGCUCUGUCUGUGGCAGCACCCAGGGCUGAGCGGGUGCUGACCACGGUGCCCAUAGGGCCCAGCUACGCCCAGCCUCAAUGGGUGGGUUGAGCCCAGCCCGGAGGCACCUGCACGCGCCAGCCAGGGGUGACUCCUUGGCCUGGCAGGGUCAGAGCAGGCAGCUGCUGGCAUCUUGCUGGGGGUGGGGUUGGGGUUGGGGCUGCAGACAGGGCAGGGGAACUUGGCUGGCAGGGUGGGUGCAGGGGACCAGCCAGCUGAUCAGCGCCAUGCGGGACAGGUUCCCUGCACCCACUUUGUGGCUGGGGUCAGACUCCAGGCUGUGGCUCUAGGUGCUUCCCCUGACUCCCACCCCCCCCCACACACACCCCCCCCAGCUGAGGUGUUUGCGCAACAGGGCCUGAGCUGGACGCUUCUUGUCCAGGGGCCUGGGCCUGGGCCUGGGUCCCAACCCGAGCAGGGCAGCCUUAGCCCCGGAGGUGUGGAGACAUUAACCCCUUCCCCCCCAGAGUUGAGUCCGCCUACGCUUUGCAAUGUGGGAAAGACGUCAUGGCCCAAAUGCAGCUGGCUCUGGGGUGGAGGGCGGCGGCUGCACGGCAGGGCUGGGAGGUGAAGGGACGCCAGGGGGUGAGAUCUGUGCUGCCAGCCGGAGGGGAAGAGGUGGUGGUUCACAGUUAACUAUGGCUGUGCCGGCUGGAAGGUUCAGUGGGGGAACGGCUGGGUAAGGACACGUGCCUCCGUGGGAGGGAGCUGCUGGCACUUUGCUCCGUUCUUCACCCCCCCCCAUCCCUGCAGUUCUUAAGUCUCUAGGGGGUGGGAUAAGGGGGUGUGAUCGUUGCAGAGUCCCUGAGGGCAGGUGUGUGCAGGGGUCUGGACACAGGGAAUGGCCGACACCCUGUCUCCUGGCCACUGAUGGCCUGGCCCUUCCCCCCUGCAAGGUGAGAGCUAAAGGGUUGGAGAACAAAGGAAUCCGGUGCCCUCCUGGCCCGGGAAAGGAACAAAGCCCAGAGGAGGAGGGGCCGGAGGGAGUUUCAGUUUGGGGCUGGCUGGGGAUGAGGAGUGCAGACGUGGUUGUCUGGCUCCCUGCCCCCCAAAAUGGACCCAGCUGAGGGGUCCUGUUCUCUGCACCUAUAAGGUCUGCUUUAGACCAUGUUCCUGUCGUCUAAUAAACCUUCUGUUUUACUGGC
Molecule: messenger RNA, 3637 nt
Organism: Caretta caretta (loggerhead turtle)
Lineage: Eukaryota; Metazoa; Chordata; Testudines; Cheloniidae
Product: glycoprotein-N-acetylgalactosamine 3-beta-galactosyltransferase 1-B
Cellular component (GO): membrane
Molecular function (GO): N-acetylgalactosaminide beta-1,3-galactosyltransferase activity
Source: RefSeq, a predicted model, not a curated record